This is a messenger RNA of Triticum urartu, 700 nucleotides long. Lineage: Eukaryota; Viridiplantae; Streptophyta; Magnoliopsida; Poales; Poaceae. The record is from RefSeq and is a predicted model, not a curated record.
AUGACACCUUCAGAACAAUUGGGUUCUCCUAUCAGAAACAUAACAACAGACAGUUCUUUGCCAGAUGCUGGGAAUGAUUUUCUGUUCAAGGAAGGACUGGAUCUGUGGGACAAACACUUCAAGCCUGCUGAAGGAGCUGACAAAGUGAUUCAACUCCUGAUAGCUUUAGUUGGGCUAAAUCACUUUUGUCCUCUCAACUCUGGAACUACAUCAUUGAGGGAUCUAUUGACAAAAAGUUCAUUCCUUUUAUACUGCCUGACUCCUGUAUCUCUGGUCAUACUCCUACUUGUCAGCUACUUAAUGUGGAGCAGGAGGUCUCCUCAGCUCACCCGGCUACGCCAAAGCACACUAAUGUUGAAGAGGAUCAUGGAGCUCGCUCAGCUAGCACGUCUGCUGUGUAUGCUCGAAAGAAGAGGAAAGACAAGGCUCCUAUCUGUGAAACUGAGGCUAAUGCUAAGGACUGCACUGAUGAGAUGCUCCAGCGGCCUAAGAAGAAGAAAGAAGCCAAGGGAGCGCAGAAGAAGCCUGCAAUCUUUCGGCCUUAAAUCUUUAGUUGCACUCUUGCUACUUUUGUAAUGAAGUUGGACCAGAAUCUUAGCUCUAUUGGCACUAAGAUGUGUAGUUUAAUUGGGAACCUUGCUGUGUGGUCUUCCUUUUGUGAGAGUACUGUAAGAACUUGAUACGUCUCCGUCGUAUCUAC